Molecule: messenger RNA, 1167 nt
Organism: Recurvomyces mirabilis
Lineage: Eukaryota; Fungi; Ascomycota; Dothideomycetes; Mycosphaerellales; Teratosphaeriaceae
Exons: 3
Coding region: 1-1167 (388 amino acids)
Biological process (GO): chromatin organization
Cellular component (GO): nucleus
Source: RefSeq, a predicted model, not a curated record
AUGGCAGACACACCGUCGGGUCCACCAUCCGGCUCCUCGACUCCGACCAAUGCGCGCUUCACAUCCCAAGGCCACACCACCGAGGAUGCGCUGAAGGAACAGACAUAUGGUCUCGUGCAUUUGUCCGACUUUCGCAAGAGACGCGCAGAAGCACGUGAGCUCUCCGGAGGCAUUACACCUGCGACGAGCGGUGCAGCGACCCCAGAUGGACGUGAGCCAGUCGACAAGCCCGCAUUCAAGAAGAGGAAGAAAGGGGUAAAGAAAGGAGGUUUAUCAUUCGGCGACGAAGAGGAAGAAGACCAAGAGAUUCCCAAGACCACAGCUACAGCGACAUCAGCCGCGACUACAACAGACCCGACGCAAGAUGGCGACGAACCCGCAGACAGCACGACCGUGUUGAAGAAACGCCUCAAGCCAAAUGGCAGCCUCGCCUUUGCGCCCAAAGCCGUGACAAAGUCUGCCUUGCAGCGCGAGAAUGUCCUGAAGGAGGCACUGCGAAAGGAGUACGUCAUUAACCAAGAAGCCGUCAAGCAGACCGAGUUCCUGCUUCCCUUCACCUUCUUCGAUGGGAAAUCCUCACCAGGUGGAGUGUGUCGGAUGAAGAAAGGCGACCAGAUCUGGCUGUUCUUGGAGAGGGCGAGGAAAGUGGGCGCAGAUAUGUACACCGAGAAAGGAGAUCGGAGUAAGAAGGAUUGGGCGAGGAUAAGUGUGGAUGACUUGAUGGUUGUAAGAGGUGAUAUUAUCGUGCCUCCUCACCAAGAUUUUCAUUACUUCAUCCUCAACAAGACGGUCGGCUACGACAAAAAUCCUCUAUUCGCCUACUCCUCCGAGCCCACCGCCACUACACCAAAAGAGCUUCUACCGACUUCGAAAGCAGCCUCGACGCCAACCACACCACAAGCAGAAACUCCACCUGCUGAUCUUCCUACCCAUCUUUCCACUGCCGCCACUCGUAAGGCUGCUGCUGCACUGAUCACGCCGGAUGCCGAACUCGAAGGAUAUCAACAUGAUCCGUCCGCCACCAAAGUCGUCGAUCGAAGAUGGUAUGAACGCAAUAAGCACAUCUAUCCUGCCAGUCUGUGGGAGGACUUUGAUGCGACCCGAGAUUAUGCCUCCGGUGUGAGAAAGGAUGCUGAAGGAAACGCGCUGUUCUAUUCGCGCCGGUGA